This is a messenger RNA of Megalops cyprinoides (Indo-Pacific tarpon), 519 nucleotides long. RefSeq names its product zinc finger protein Gfi-1b-like. The record is from RefSeq and is a predicted model, not a curated record. The transcript is spliced from 4 exons. Gene Ontology annotation, molecular function: RNA polymerase II cis-regulatory region sequence-specific DNA binding; DNA-binding transcription factor activity, RNA polymerase II-specific. The coding region runs from base 1 to 519 and encodes 172 amino acids. NCBI's taxonomy places the organism in Eukaryota, Metazoa, Chordata, Actinopteri, Elopiformes, Megalopidae. Gene Ontology annotation, biological process: regulation of transcription by RNA polymerase II.
AUGCGCUUUGUGAUCUUCUUCUCUGCCUCCGGCCUGGAGACUCACCUGCGCAGGUCACAUCACAGCAGGGUUAGCCUCCCGUUGGCUGCCUACGCCAAGGUCAAUGAGCAGCCCUUCAGCUUCCGGCCAGAGCUUGGCCUGCACUGCAGGGUCAAGGAGCGAAGCUUUAGCUGUAAGGAGUGCGGCAAGGUGUUCAAGCGCUCCUCCACCCUCUCCACCCACCUGCUGAUCCACUCAGACACGCGGCCCUACCCUUGUCAGUACUGCGGCAAGAGGUUCCACCAGAAGUCCGACAUGAAGAAACACACCUUCAUUCACACAGGUGAGAAGCCGCACGUGUGCCAGGUGUGCGGCAAGGCCUUCAGCCAGAGCUCCAACCUCAUCACUCACAGCCGCAAGCACAGCGGCUACCAGCCCUUCUCCUGCGGCCGCUGCCACCACGGCUUCCAGCGCAAGGUGGACCUGCGGCGCCACCAGGAGCUGCACUGCGGAUACGGCAGCGUGUUAACCCAGAGCUGA